This is a messenger RNA of Mesorhabditis belari, 294 nucleotides long. The record is from the annotation of a GenBank genome assembly. NCBI's taxonomy places the organism in Eukaryota, Metazoa, Nematoda, Chromadorea, Rhabditida, Rhabditidae.
AUGUCGAUAUUCAAAAAGCUAAAAAAGGAUGAGAAGGGUGCGAAAGGGGCACAAUUGCCUGAGCCGGAGCCUGUCAAGCAACUCGACAAACGCGUUGGACUCGAAUCCUACAGAGACUUCUUUACGCUGAAAAAUUAUUGGAAAACGGUGGAUCGAAAGCGGCAAGACGCCGCCAAUUCCAUGAUGCAAAGCUUUUUGCUAAAAUUUUCCUUGAAGCCGUUGAUCUCUGAGGGAAAUCGAUCUCCCACGAAAAAGACGCCUGCUCAAUCACGCGCCCAAGCCGCAAUUCUAACG